CUUCUCUCUCUCAUUCGCUCACUCACUGCAGCUGGAACGGGUCGAACCGCAGCAACGCUCUGUGUUUACAUGGCAGCUGUCCGCCUCAAAACGGCCCAGCUCUGCCUAGCUUCGCCGCAAAUGCCCGCGACACUAGCAACAACGGCACCGAGCCGGGGGUCGCAAACUUCAGCGUCUCCGCCGCCAGCAAUCGCCACAUCCGAAUCCAUCCAUCUCGACGUCGAACAGAGAGACGCAGGGAUGGAUCCGGUCCCCACGACGCUGGCCGCCCAUCCCCGGCACAAACGCGGCGUCAAGACACCCGAUCUGGAGCAGCUGCGGUUCAUUCUGGAGUGCUUCUUCAUCUCGUUCGGCCCGGAGUGUCCGCAGUUGGGCCGGAACCACCCGAACUCUGACCCAGAACGCUACGCGACGGGCCGCCACGACAGCGCGACCAGCCCCAACAACGGCGGUUCGGUGAGCGUGCCAGUUUCGGCGGUGGACCCGGAGACGUUCGACCACGACGCCCUUCUGCGCGAGGUGCUGCGCUACUUUGAGGCCGGACUCGAGGCGGGCCUCGACGACCAGCCGGUCCUGGUGCACCAGAUCGGACAGGAGCGGACGCUCUUUUUCGGGGAGAGCGGCGCGUCGCCGCCGGACGAACCGGAACCUCAUUUUCCGGUCGGUCUCCGGGUCGUCGCCGAAUGCGGCAUCUGCCUCGAAGUGGUUCCGCUGUACGAGCGGCCCUGCUGCGCGUUUCCCGCCUGCACGCCCUGCCUUCGCCGCUACUACGCGUCGCGGGUGCGUCAGAACAGCAUCCAGAUCGAGUGUUGCAACGUCCGGUGUCACCAGUUCGUUUCCCGGGACGAGAUCAGCGCUCGCCUGCCGUCCGAGUCCAAAGACCACUUCCAUCGCCUCCUGAGCACGGCCAACCUGUCGACCAAAACGUGCCCGCACUGCAACUACGUCACCAAGCGACCCAGGCUGGACGGCGCGGCCCUGCUAUGCGCCUCGUGCGGGCUUCCGUGGUGCUUCGCGUGCCACUCGCCCUGGCACGAGGGCCUGUCCUGUCGCCAGUUCCGGAAGGGAGACCGCCUACUCAAGGCGUGGGCUCGCACCACUGCGCACGGCCAGGUGAACGCCCAGCGGUGCCCCAAGUGCAAGAUUUUCAUUCAGCGGACGACCGGCUGCGACCACAUGCACUGCGCGCGCUGCAAGACGCAUUUCUGCUACCGCUGCGGGGACCGAUUCCGGCAGCUCAAGUUCUUCGGGGACCACUACAGCAAACUGAGUGUGUUCGGCUGUAAAUUUAGGUACAAGGCCGACAAGCCGCUCCAGCGGAAGAUCGUGCGAGGCGCCGUGUUUGGCGGGAAACUCGCCGCGGCUCCGAUCGUCGGCGUUCUAGCCCUGUGCGCUGGGGUCAUCGUGGUCGGGGUCGGAGCUUUCGCCUUUCCGCUCUACGGCGGGCUCAGACUCGUGCAAAGGUACGAGAGCCGCAAGAAGUCUGUCAACCUCCAGUCCGAGUCGACGCCCAGGCUCGUCUGGUUCUCGUGAGUGGCGGGGAUUCCGCAUUGUCUCUUGAGAACUCUUUGAUUUUCCGUCUGCGAAGACUCGAGGUGUUUCAGGUGUCCUUACUUCCUUUCGCGGGUGUACGUGUGGACCAAUUGCCCACUUCCUGCCAAGGUACUGCCAUCGGUGGCUUUCUGGAGAAUGAGUCUUGUGACUCUGGCCACCGUAGCGACGCCAGAUCUCUGCCGGAGUAUCUUUCAGGGGGGAGACAAACCUAUUGGCUGUAACGGAAGUAUUUGGAAGUAUGCCUCCUAUUGUCACAUAUGCAAAUAUCGGUAUUGGCGCGAACGAUGGCCACCGUCUGAGUUGCUACAGUUCUUUUCUCAUUUUGGUAUUGGAGGCAAGCAAUAAUUUGAUCAUAUGCGAUUUCAGAGAUCCUGUCGUAGUCAGAAGGCGUUUGCAGUUCUUCCCAAUAGGAUGCAUUCCCUUUUGAAAGAAGUCUGCCAUAGAUAUCAUGAAUGGUGUGAGGCCGGUUCCUCAUAAGCACUUCUCAAAGCUUAUUUGUUCUCUAUUUGUGCUGGUACACUAAACUUGAGCCCCUGAGGCUUAGAAAGAAUUACCGCGAGCAGCCCUUGUUCAAAGCCCUGUUGCCCAGUGUGCUUCCCAUCUGAACUUUAGGGGCUGCGGCGUACAAGAGCUGCCAGGCGCAUCACAUUCCUGGAGCAUUGAAAGGUUGUUGCUCUGUCCUUUUCUUUACACGUGCGCUUCUUGUUGAACUGUAGCAUUUCUGCGGUUGACUCGGAGGGUCAUAGGCACCGCGCAUAGUAUGGUGCUUAUGGCACUUCUGCCCUUCUCUGUAGUUGUGAUAGAAUGAGUGUUAUUUCGUUUGUGUGCAUUGUGUAAUUUGUUUUACUUUCUGGGGGGGACCUGUAAUUGAGUGAGGUUAAGAAUGGUGUGGAAAACGACACAGGAACAGCUAUCUACAAGCGUUCCGAAUUUUCCUCUCGCGUGUGAUACCCUUCGUUGUGCUCUUUUUACGUUACUCCUGCAAACGUUUUUGCUUUGACUCUGCCAUUCCAUGUCAUUUUUUAGGAGUGUAGCUUUUUUUACAAUUUUUUGCAUGUGUACAUACUGCGUGAAUUUCUAAUUUAUUUGCCCCUAUUUAUUGUAGAGACAAUGAAAAUAUUUGUAUUACUGGAAUGCUACGGACAGCUUUAGAGAUUAGUUGAAGUUUGUGGCACUUUUCGACACAGCUUCUCUCUCGUGGGAUUAGUCUUACUUUGUUGGAACGCAAAUUUUAAUCCUGAGUGAUUUUGACUCGUGACUCAAAUACGUUUUUAACUUGGCGAGUUCCUACGAUGCUUUUAUUAUUGUCGUCUCAAAUUUUUUUUUUUUUUUGGGGGGGAAAAGAAAAACAGUUUGGAAACUGGUUUUGGCAGUAACACACAUUGAAAGUAUUGAAAUAAAUCAACCUUGUCAGCAAAAGUA
Ixodes scapularis (black-legged tick) is the source of this 2976-nucleotide messenger RNA. RefSeq names its product probable E3 ubiquitin-protein ligase RNF217. Bases 70 to 1533 code for a protein of 487 amino acids. Gene Ontology annotation, cellular component: ubiquitin ligase complex; cytoplasm. NCBI's taxonomy places the organism in Eukaryota, Metazoa, Arthropoda, Arachnida, Ixodida, Ixodidae. Gene Ontology annotation, molecular function: ubiquitin protein ligase activity; zinc ion binding; ubiquitin conjugating enzyme binding. The transcript has a single exon. The record is from RefSeq and is a predicted model, not a curated record. Gene Ontology annotation, biological process: protein polyubiquitination; ubiquitin-dependent protein catabolic process; positive regulation of proteasomal ubiquitin-dependent protein catabolic process.